Messenger RNA from Chaetomium globosum CBS 148.51, 1230 nucleotides. RefSeq lists its product as uncharacterized. The transcript has 3 exons. The record is from RefSeq and is a predicted model, not a curated record. Gene Ontology annotation, molecular function: protoporphyrin ferrochelatase activity. Gene Ontology annotation, biological process: heme biosynthetic process. The coding region runs from base 1 to 1230 and encodes 409 amino acids. NCBI's taxonomy places the organism in Eukaryota, Fungi, Ascomycota, Sordariomycetes, Sordariales, Chaetomiaceae.
AUGGCCCUCCGACUCCCCGCCGCGAUGCGGCCCCUCCGGACCUUUGGACUCACAAAACCGUCGGCGCACCAAGUGCGAUGGCUUGCAACGCCGGCUCACCCAGUCACUCGGGACUCUGGGCGCGGGACGGCCAUGGUCUUCCUCAACAUGGGCGGGCCGUCAACGACCGACGAAGUGGGCGACUUCCUCAGUAGGCUAUUCUCGGACGGCGACCUCAUCCCCCUUGGCCGGCUCCAAGGCUACAUCGGCCCGCUCCUCUCCAAGCGGCGCACGCCCAAGAUCCAGAAACAAUAUGCGGCCAUCGGCGGCGGUUCGCCCAUCCGCAAGUGGUCCGAGCAUCAAUGCGCCGAGAUGUGUAAGAUUCUCGACAAGAUCUGCCCCGAGACUGCGCCGCACAAGCCCUACGUGGCCUUCCGCUACGCGAACCCGCUCACCGAGGACAUGUACCGGCAGAUGUUGGCCGAUGGGUUCGGCAAUGGCCGCGGCGGCCGCGCAGUCGCCUUCACACAGUACCCGCAGUACUCGUGCUCGACAACGGGGAGCAGCCUGAACGAGCUGUGGAAGUGGCGGCAGAGGCUGGAGGGCAAGGCCGGGCCGUUGGACGACGGGAGCGAUGGGACCAUUAAGUGGAGCGUCAUUGACCGUUGGCCGGCGCAUUCGGGCUUGGUCGAGGCGUUUGCCCAGAACAUCGAAGCCAAGUUGCUAGAGUACCCGGCGGAGAAGCGGGACAAGGUUGUGCUGCUGUUCUCGGCGCACAGUUUGCCCAUGACCGUGGUGAACAGGGGCGACCCCUACCCCGCCGAAGUGGCUGCGACCGUCCACGCUGUGAUGAACCGGUUGAAGAACGUUAACCCCUAUCGGCUGUGCUGGCAAUCCCAGGUCGGCCCUCAGCCCUGGCUCGGCCCGCAGACAUCCAGCUCGGUGGAAGACUACAUCGCAAAGGGACAGAAGGACCUCCUUCUCAUCCCGAUCGCCUUCACGUCCGACCACAUUGAAACCCUCUACGAGCUCGACGAAGAAGUCAUCGGCGAAUCAGGUCAUGCCGACACAGUCAAGCGCGUGGAGAGCCUGAACGGCAGCCCGGUAUUCAUCCAGGCGCUCGCUGACCUGGCGAAGUCACACCUCACCAGCGGGAUCGCGUGCUCGACGCAGAUGGGCCUGAGGUGUCCGGGCUGCAAGAGCGAGAGGUGUGCCGAGUCGAAGAAGUUCUUUGCGAGCCAGCAAAUAUAA